AACAAGUUUGGUUGAGGGGGUUCUGUGGAAAGAGUACGACGACGUUUAGUACCACUCGCCAGAAAGGAACGUUUUAGGCACCAAGAAGACGUUAAAAUGCACAAAGUUGCAUUCAGUCGUCGGGCACAGUCUCUGUGCGCCUUGGCCAAAUUCCACACGGCACGAGGAGCGUUGUGUCAGAAAACAGCCUUGAAAAACACAACUGGGGAUGUCUUGGAGAUGCCUCCAUGCAGUUUCACGCCAGAAGAACACAAGGGGAUGUCUAAAGAGUCAAUGAUGGAGAUCUGCAGAAAGUACUGCCAACCCAUGACCAUGAAGGUCACCUCCUACAAGAAGCCAGUGUUCGUCCAUCAGGGUCACAUGCAGUGGCUGUGGGACGUAGACGGGAGGCGAUAUCUGGACUUGUUCGCCGGGGUGGCCACUGUAAGCGUGGGCCACUGCCACCCAAAAGUAACAGCCGCCGCAGAGAAGCAGCUGAGGAAACUGUGGCAUACCACCAACAUCUACGUUUAUCCUUCAAUUCACGAAUACUGUGAAAAACUGGCGUCACACUUACCGGAUCCUCUCAAGGUGGUCUACCUGACAAAUAGUGGCUCAGAGGCCAAUGACCUGGCAAUGUUGAUGGCCAGAUUGCACACUGGAAACUUUGACAUCAUCACUCUCAGAGGAUCAUACCACGGCGGUGGCUCACAGACAAUUGGUUUGACUUCAAACUCAAAUUACAAGUUCCCAGUUGCCAUAGGACUAGGCUCUACGAACACCAUGUGUCCUGAUGUGUUCAGAGGUGUGUGGGGAGGAAGCCACUGCAGGGAUUCUCCCGUGCAGACCAUCAGAGACUGUAACUGUGCCCAAGGCCACUGCAUCGCUAAUGAACAGUACAUUGACCAGCUCAAAGAGACGCUUGCCACCAGCGUCCCCAGUAAAAUCGCUGCUUUUAUUGGAGAGCCUAUACAGGGAGUUGGGGGAGCAGUGCAGUAUCCUAAAAACUACCUCAAGGAGGCUUACAAACUUGUAAGAGAGAGAGGAGGUGUCUGUAUAGCCGAUGAGGUGCAGACUGGAUUCGGACGCACAGGGAGCCACUUCUGGGGUUUUCAAGGUCAUGAUGUUAUUCCUGACAUCGUUACCAUGGCCAAAGGAAUCGGAAACGGCUUCCCAAUGGGAGCGGUAGUCACUACACGGGAGAUUGCAGACUGUUUAUCAAAAGGGGGGGUUCACUUCAACACCUUUGGAGGGAAUCCAGUGGCUUGUUCCAUUGCUUCGUCCGUCCUUGAUACAAUCAAAGAAGACGGCAUGCAGCAAAACAGUCUGAAGGUCGGCACGUAUCUUAUGGUGGAACUUGCCAAACUCAGAGACAAGUAUGAGGUCAUCGGUGACGUCCGAGGCAAAGGCCUGCAGAUCGGCGUUGAAAUGGUCCAAGACAAGGCAAGCAGAGCCCCUCUAUCGACUCAGGACAUUAGUCAUCUCUUUGAAGACAUCAAGGACAUGGGCGUCCUUGUUGGAAAGGGUGGGAUGUAUGGACAGACCUUCCGCAUUAAACCACCCAUGUGCAUAACCAUCGAGGAUGCCAAUUUCUUCCUGUCCGUCUUUGACAAGUCCAUCCUGAAUUACAUGGAGAGAAGAUAACGUUUCACAUGAAGCAAAAGGAAGAGAACUAAGGCGCUGUUAAAGAUGGCGUCAUUAACAGCGUGUCUGUCUUGUGUUUUGGUAAAAGUGUUAUUGUCAGGAUGACUAAUCUACCUUCAGCUAACCUUUACAAAAAGUUGUGUUGUAAAAUGACAAGAAACACAGGAGUUUUAAAGAGAAGUCAACAACUUACUCUGGUUUAGUCUACUGUAGCCAUGCUUUGAUUACACAAAAUGAUGGCUAUGCUCUAGUACUAAUUUAUUACUAAUCUUGAAUUUCUAUUGAGCCUGUAUUUCAAAUGAAGUGUGAAUAAAAAACAAGGGCAUUGAA
Molecule: messenger RNA, 1953 nt
Organism: Nerophis lumbriciformis (worm pipefish)
Lineage: Eukaryota; Metazoa; Chordata; Actinopteri; Syngnathiformes; Syngnathidae
Gene: agxt2
Product: alanine--glyoxylate aminotransferase 2
Biological process (GO): glyoxylate catabolic process
Cellular component (GO): mitochondrion
Molecular function (GO): pyridoxal phosphate binding; L-alanine:glyoxylate transaminase activity
Source: RefSeq, a predicted model, not a curated record